UUGAAGGAGAGAUCUUUUUAAUGCAGCUAGUAUAUUUUAAAAUGUGUUUUCUUUCUUUUCAGGACCUCCAAUAGCAGCCAGACAUUAUCAUCCUGCCAUACUAUGGAGCCAUGUUCAGCAGAUGAAUUUUUUCAAGCCCUUAAUCAUGCUGAGCAAACAUUUAAAAAAAUGGAAAACUAUUUGAGACAUAAACAGUUAUGUGAUGUAAUUUUAGUUGCUGGUGACCGCAGAAUUCCAGCUCACAGAUUGGUGCUCUCCUCUGUCUCAGAUUAUUUUGCUGCCAUGUUUACUAAUGAUGUCAGAGAAGCAAGACAAGAAGAAAUAAAAAUGGAAGGCGUAGAACCGAACUCAUUGUGGUCUUUGAUUCAGUAUGCAUAUACGGGCCGCCUUGAAUUAAAAGAAGAUAACAUUGAGUGCCUGUUAUCCACAGCCUGCCUUCUUCAGCUGUCACAGGUUGUGGAAGCAUGCUGUAAGUUUUUAAUGAAACAGCUUCACCCAUCCAACUGCCUUGGAAUCCGUUCCUUUGCUGAUGCCCAAGGCUGUACAGAUUUGCACAAGGUGGCUCACAAUUAUACUAUGGUAUGUAUUUUUGAAAAGCAAGGGUCCGUGUCCUUUGUGCCUUCCCCUGUUGUCGAAGGCUUGUCUACAUGCUGCUGUUUCCACACGGCUUUGCCUUGGGUCCUGAGGUUCAGGCUCAUGGUCUAG
Molecule: messenger RNA, 705 nt
Organism: Castor canadensis (American beaver)
Lineage: Eukaryota; Metazoa; Chordata; Mammalia; Rodentia; Castoridae
Source: RefSeq, a predicted model, not a curated record